Molecule: messenger RNA, 2760 nt
Organism: Melanotaenia boesemani (Boeseman's rainbowfish)
Lineage: Eukaryota; Metazoa; Chordata; Actinopteri; Atheriniformes; Melanotaeniidae
Gene: cpt2
Product: carnitine palmitoyltransferase 2
Exons: 5
Coding region: 322-2325 (667 amino acids)
Biological process (GO): fatty acid beta-oxidation
Cellular component (GO): mitochondrion
Molecular function (GO): carnitine O-palmitoyltransferase activity
Source: RefSeq, a predicted model, not a curated record
CUUGUCCCGAUAAAGUCACGUGAUAGGUUGGCCAGUUGCGUUUCCUGUUGUCGGUUCAGUUUUAUUUAUUGUUUUUGCUGCUAACGAAUCACUUAGUGGUUUAUGUAUCAAGUUGAAUUGUUUGGGAGCGAUAUUUUCGUUUAUUAAACUCACCUAAACUGACCUCCUAAGGUUAAAUUUAGCUGAUGUUAGCAUGUUAGCUAUCGUCUGUCGCGGUAACAACUGACUCUUGUACCUGUCUUUUAUAGGGAAAUAUUCAGCGCGUUUCACCUUGACUUCAGAAAAUAACCUCUGUAUAUAUUGAGUUUAUUUGCUCAGACUAUGGCCAGCUUGCUUUCAGUGCAGUGUGCGGCUUCUUUGAAGAAAUCUGGGAAUGUGAUUCAUUUAAGGAGAGCGGCGGUGAGGAUUCAUUCCCGGGAAUACAGCAGCAGAAAAACCACCUCUUCAGAGUAUUUACAUGAAAGCGUCGUCCCAUCGAUGCAUUACCAGAAGAGUUUACCCAGACUACCCAUACCAAAGCUGGAGGAUACUAUCAGGAGGUAUUUAGCUGCCCAGAAGCCUCUGUUGGAUGAGGACCAGUUCAGAACAACAGAGAAAACUGCUCUGGAUUUCCAGGCCGGUGUGGGGAAACAGCUGCACGAGGAGCUGGUGACUCAGGACAAGAACAACAAGCACACAAGCUACAUCUCCGGUCCGUGGUUCGACAUGUAUUUGUCUGCUCGGGACUCUGUGGUGCUGAACUUCAACCCCUUCAUGUCCUUCAAUCCGGACCCGAAGCAGGACUACAACGAGCAGCUGGUGCGGUCCACCAACAUGGUGUGUUCUGCGGUGCGCUUCAUGAAAACACUGCGAGCAGGAUUACUGGAGCCGGAGGUUUUCCAUCUGAACCCAGCAAAGAGCAACACAGAUAGAUUCAAGAGCCUGAUCCGCUGGGUCCCGUCCUCUCUGUCCUGGUACGGAGCCUUCAUGGUGAAUGCUUACCCUCUGGACAUGUCUCAGUACUUCCGACUCUUUAACUCGACUCGUAUUCCUAAACGUGGGCGAGACGAGCUCUUCACUGAAGAGAAAGGCCGACAUCUGCUAGUCAUGAGGAAAGGAAACAUGUAUGUGUUUGACAUUGUUGACAGAGACGGGAAUCUGGUGAAGCCUGCAGAGAUCCAGUCCCACCUGAAGUUCAUUUUGUCCGACUCAGCGGCGGCGGCGGCAUUUCCUCUGGGCGUGCUGACCAGCGAGAACAGGGACGUUUGGGCCGGGCUGAGAGACAAGCUGAUAUCAGCUGGAAACUCAGAGGAUUUACGCCUCGUAGACAGCGCCCUCUUCUGUCUGUGUCUGGAUGACGAGAGCAUGCGGGACCACAUUCACAUCUCCCACAACAUGCUGCACGGAGACGGCUGCAACCGCUGGUAUGACAAGUCCUUCAGCAUCAUUGUGACCAAAGAUGGACAGGCAGCCAUCAACUUUGAGCACUCCUGGGGUGACGGCGUGGCCGUCCUCCGCUUUCAGAACGAGAUCUUUAAAGACACGACGGAGAAGCCGCUGGUCCACCCAGGUUCUGACCCUGCUGCUGUUGACUCUGCCUCGGCUGUACGCCGACUUCACUUCAAUCUGGACGCUGAGCUGCAGCAAGGCAUCAAAAAGGCCAAGGAGAACUUCAACUCAGCCGUGUCCAGGCUCACCAUCGAUGCCAUACAGUUCCAGAGAGGCGGGAAGGAGCAGUUAAAGAAGAGCAAGCUGAGUCCAGACGCUGUUGCCCAGCUGGCCUUCCAGAUGGGAUUCCUGAGGCAGUACGGCCAGACCAUAGCCACCUACGAGUCAUGCAGCACUGCCGCGUUCAAACAUGGCCGCACAGAGACCAUCAGGCCGGCCACCAUGCACACCAAAUGCUGCUCACACGCCUUCGUUUUCCAGCCUGACAAACACAGUGUGGAGGAGCUGCGUGGCCUGCUGAAUGACUGCUCCACAUGUCACGGUCAACUCACCAAGGAAGCAGCCAUGGGUCAAGGAUUUGACCGUCACCUGUUUGCCCUGCGCUACCUGGCCUGCUCUAAGGGACAAGCUCUGCAUGGCCUGUACACUGACCCAUCCUAUGCCGCCAUCAACCACAACGUCCUCUCUACCAGCACCCUCACUAGUCCGGCCGUCAGUCUGGGGGGCUUCGCCCCUGUAGUGCCUGACGGGUUUGGCAUCGGUUACGGUGUCCACGACGACUGGAUCGGCUGCAACGUGUCCAGCUAUCCAGCUCGCAACGUCCAUGAGUUUCUACAGUGUGUCCACAAGUCUUUAGAGGACAUUUUCAGUGUUGUGGAGGGGAAGCCUCUUAGUUAACUGGGGAAGGCGUCAACCACAGCCUCAUUCGUGGAUUUCAAUUAACUCAGAUUCACAUCGUCUGUACUUGAGGAAAAGCAGAACUUCCAUUUUUAAUUUUUAUUAACAAUGUUGGACGUUCUGCAGGUAUGCAGUAGGUCAGGGGUGUCAAACGCUGGUCCUUGAGGGCAGGUAUCCUGCAGGUUUUCGUUGUUUCCCAGAUCCAACACACCUGACUGAAAUUAAUGGGUUAAUCCAUUUGAUUUUAUUCAGGUGUGUUGGAGCAAGGAAACAACUAAAACCUGCAGGAUAGCGGCCCUUCAGGACCGGAGUUUGACACCCCUGCAGCAGAUGAUGCUUUGCCUUGUCAAAAUAAUGUGAAGAUGAAGUAGAACCUGUAAAUUGCCUUGUAUUGAAUGUAUUUUGGAAUAAAACUUAAGAUCGUGUCAUCUUCAA